UCGGCUAUUACCUGCACAGAGAACCAGUGAUUAAAAAUGGCCAACUCGAAGCGAAUGGUUUACGUAGGAGGCAUAUCUGAAGAAGUUGGUGAGAAGGUUUUACAUGCAGCCUUCAUACCAUUUGGGGACAUCACGGACAUCAAUAUUCCCCUUGACUACGAAACUGAAAAACACAGGGGAUUUGCAUUUGUGGAAUUUGAGCUGGCAGAGGAUGCGGCAGCUGCUAUUGACAACAUGAAUGAUGCAGAGCUGUUUGGUAAAACUGUCAGAUGCAACCUUGCAAAGCCGAUGAAAGUAAAGGAGGGACAUGCCAAAGCUGUGUGGUCAGAUGAUACCUGGUUGCAGCAACACGCUGGGGAAACGGUGAAGGAGGUCGAGGCGGAGGACACGGGUGAGAAACGUGCCGCUGACACGGACACGACAUCAGAGCCAGCCCCAAAGAGGUCAAAGGGUAGUUCACAGGUUUUCCUUGAUAUAAAGAUUGGAAGCAAGCAGAGUGGCAGAAUCGUCAUACAACUCAGGCCAGAUGUUGUCCCCAAAACUGCAGAGAAUUUCAGGUGCCUGUGCACUCAUGAGAAGGGAUUUGGAUACAAGGGCAGUUCUUUCCACCGAGUCAUACCUUCAUUUAUGUGUCAGGGAGGUGACUUUACAAACCAUAACGGCACUGGUGGCAAAUCCAUCUAUGGCAAAAAGUUUGAGGAUGAAAACUUCACAUUGACACACACUGGACCAGGUACAAUGUCUAUGGCCAAUUCAGGACCGAACACAAAUGGAUCUCAGUUCUUCAUAUGUACCGAGAAAACGGACUGGUUAGACAACAAGCAUGUGGUGUUUGGUAAAGUCAUUGAAGGCAUGGAUGUUGUCAGGAGAAUGGAGAAAUGUGGCAGUAAGUCUGGAAAACCAACAGAGAAAAUAACAAUAGCGAAUUGUGGAGAACUUGUUUGAAAGAGAUAGAAUAUCUUGGACCACCAAGACACGGGCAGUUGGUGGAGUAGUGUGUGUGUCGCUGUUAGAAGGUGCAAUGAUGUCAUCUACCGGAACAUUGUGCACCAGUGAUGGAUUAUAAAUCAGAGCAGUUUGGUCUUGAAGAACGCGUGUUCAUUAAGUACCAAAGUAAUGUGCUGAACUUUCGCAAGGCAGACCAAACAUGGUUAGACAGACAAUGCCAACUUAAGCUCUUUACAUUUUUUAAUCUAUUGUAUAGAAAGUUUUUUAUAUGAAGUAGAUGUUUAUACUAUAACAUUACUGUUUACAUAUAAAAAACUAUGGAACAUAACACAUAUGACUUUCCAUUCCUCCAUGCAUUUCUAAUGAUAUUUUGAUAUUUUCUUUAUUUAAGCAUAAACACACAGUAACUGGAGAACAGUUUGACCCAGUACCAUGAAACUUCACGGGGUCAAGGUUCCAAUUACUAAAAAAGAUGGUUUCUGCCCAAUGCCUUCAGAUUGCUUUUAGGGUUGUUGGGAUCACUGUAACUAAACAUAGAGUAACUCUUUGACCUGUAAGCCUCCCUUGGCAAGAAAUGUUUGAUUUACCAAUCUCAAGAGCCAUAAUACUUUAAUCCAUAUGUUCAGUCGUUAAAUCCCUUUGAUAUUUAUGUUUGAGCUUGCUAAACUUAAGUAAGGGCUUAAUGAAGAAACUGUAUUUGUGUUGAUUUUUCUUUUAUUAGUAAGCAUCUCCCUUUGAUUGAAUAUGUAGUUUAUUGGACAUAAAUGAGUUGUAUGUAAAUUAAUGAAAUAAAAAAAUAUACAAAAAUAAAAUAUUUCCGAGAAA
Messenger RNA from Mya arenaria, 1773 nucleotides. Its product is annotated as peptidyl-prolyl cis-trans isomerase E-like. The record is from RefSeq and is a predicted model, not a curated record. Gene Ontology annotation, molecular function: RNA binding; peptidyl-prolyl cis-trans isomerase activity. The transcript is spliced from 12 exons. Bases 37 to 945 code for a protein of 302 amino acids. NCBI's taxonomy places the organism in Eukaryota, Metazoa, Mollusca, Bivalvia, Myida, Myidae. Gene Ontology annotation, cellular component: intracellular membrane-bounded organelle. Gene Ontology annotation, biological process: protein peptidyl-prolyl isomerization; protein folding.